CGUGCCCAAAAUGUCUGGCGCCGAGAUAUUGCGGCGGCCCGAUUCCACUUCUAUUGUCACAUCGCCAGGAGUCACACGUGAUCAUCCACGGACAAGGAUAUGCCCGACGGCCAGCUCCGCCCAGACGACGCUGCCCCGACCGUUCGCGACGUGAGCCAUCCAUCACCGUCCUCCUCGGUCGCCGAGCCUUCAGAUCUGCCAUCAAACGGCCGCAUCGUCGGGCUGUCCGAGUCGUCUGUCGCUCGGGUGUGCCACAAUCACAUAACAGCGGUGUGCAUGUUAACUAACGACACUACCGCCAUCCCACUUGAGUCUCCAUCAUCUGAUCCCGCACCGCCCUCCUAUGGCCACCGCUGUUCUGAGCCCAUAAUGGCACGCGGCAGCUUUGUUCUCGCCGUAGUCGUCCUCGGCGCCGACGAACAAAGAAAAGGCUUAUUCCGCGGCCCACUAAGCGUCGUGAUUCAAGCGGCGCGCAGUGGCUCCAACGCCGCUCCUUUUGUGCGAGCACGCGCACGGCGGCGCCCUUCUUCGGACGGGCCUAACCAUCGGGUGGCCGGCGACAUUAUCAGAUGACCACCUCGAAGGGAGUUUUCGCGGCUGCUCUUGCUCUUCUCUGCCGUCCUGGGGCGACUUU
This is a messenger RNA of Laetiporus sulphureus 93-53, 634 nucleotides long. RefSeq lists its product as uncharacterized. The transcript has 2 exons. The record is from RefSeq and is a predicted model, not a curated record. Lineage: Eukaryota; Fungi; Basidiomycota; Agaricomycetes; Polyporales; Laetiporaceae. Bases 100 to 573 code for a protein of 157 amino acids.